Messenger RNA from Akanthomyces muscarius, 1254 nucleotides. RefSeq lists its product as uncharacterized. Gene Ontology annotation, cellular component: nucleus; cytoplasm. NCBI's taxonomy places the organism in Eukaryota, Fungi, Ascomycota, Sordariomycetes, Hypocreales, Cordycipitaceae. Gene Ontology annotation, biological process: phosphate-containing compound metabolic process. Gene Ontology annotation, molecular function: magnesium ion binding; inorganic diphosphate phosphatase activity. The record is from RefSeq and is a predicted model, not a curated record. The transcript is spliced from 5 exons. The coding region runs from base 1 to 1254 and encodes 417 amino acids.
AUGAGAGCCCCAACGAGCCUCCAGCAUCACGCCUUACGCCGCCUGUCGCUUUUACCGGGUCGGACCAAUCACGCCGUCAGCGCCUGCGUAGCACGGCGCACGCUUCUGACUGGUGCUGCAGCGACUGGCUCUGCUGCGGCCACUCGCCUCACCACAAGAAUGGGUCUGGGUGGUGGUGCUGCCCCGCCCCCUCCAUCUGCUGGUGGUGGUGCUACUACCAAGUUCUCUGCAGCUUCUUCUCACUUCUCCCCCUCCUCCUCCUCCCCUCUUUCCUCCUCCCAAUCGCCGCUGCAGCGAACCGCUCAAAUCGCAAACCAUCUACAGAGCCCUGCGCAGCGCAGAAGCAGCAGCAGCACGCAUCGCGCCCUGUCCACCAUGGCGUCCUCUUCCGCUUAUUCGGUGCGCAAGAUUGCCGCCGCCAACACCCUGGAGCACCGAGUCUACAUUGAGAAGGAUGGCGUCCCCGUCUCCCCCUUCCACGACAUCCCCCUCUACGCCAACCAGGAGCAGACCAUUCUCAACAUGAUUGUUGAGAUUCCUCGCUGGACCAAUGGCAAGCUCGAGAUCUCCAAGGAGGAGCUUCUCAACCCCAUCAAGCAGGAUGUCAAGAAGGGCAAGCUUCGCUUCGUCCGCAACUGCUUCCCCCACAAGGGCUACCUCUGGAACUACGGUGCAUUCCCCCAGACCUGGGAGGACCCCAACUCUAUCCACCCCGAGACCAAGGCCAAGGGUGACAACGACCCUCUCGACGUCUGCGAGAUUGGCGAGCUUGUCGGCUACCCUGGCCAGGUCAAGCAGGUCAAGGUCCUCGGUGUCAUGGCCCUUCUGGACGAGGAGGAGACUGACUGGAAGGUCAUUGUCAUUGACGUCAAUGACCCUCUUGCUCCCAAGCUCAACGACGUUGAGGAUGUCGAGCGCCACCUCCCUGGCCUUCUCCGCGCCACCAAUGAGUGGUUCCGCAUCUACAAGAUUCCUGACGGCAAGCCCGAGAACCAGUUCGCCUUCUCUGGCGAGUGCAAGAACAAGGCUUAUGCCCUCGACGUCAUCCGCGAGUGCGGUGAGGCCUGGGAGCGCCUGAUUACUGGCAAGACCCCCGCUGGCGACGUCUCCACUGCCAACGUCACCGUUUCUCACUCUCCUGCUCGCAUCGCUCCCGACCAGCUCCCUCCUCUGCCCGCCCAUCAGGAGAUUCCUCCUGAGAAGAUUGACAGCUCCAUUGACAAGUGGUUCUUUAUCAGCGGCGCCUCUGCUUAA